CAUGUUAGACAUCAUUUGAUCUAAUUUCGUUGAUCAAACAACACAACACAGACCACGAUGUACAAGUUGGUGGUGUUGUUCUCUGUGCUCGCGUUGGCAGCGGCUAAGCCCAGCUGGGUAGCUCCAGUGACUUACAGCGCUGUGUCACCCGUGGCCUACAGCGCCGUCUCACCCGUGGCCUACACCUCCGUCGUUUCUCCAGCCGUCAGCACCGUCGUGUCGCCCGCCACCAGCUCCGUCUCACAAUACAGCAGCAGCGUAGUUCACGGAUCCCCCGCUGUACCUGCAGUAUACAGCGCCGCCUAUGCUCCAGUGAGCCAUGCCGUCGUCCCCGCUGUCGCCGGUUGGUCCCAAGCCCCUGGAUCUCCCGCUGUUGUCUUAGACGCCGUACAAGGUGUUCCUUUGGACACCCCUGAGGUCGUCGCUGCUCGCGCUGCCCACUACCAAGCCAAGGCCUUAUCUGGUGUGCACAGAAUCGCCAAGCGCUCGCUCGCCGCUGUUACCCCUGUCACCUACAGCUCGGUUGUAUCUCCAGUGGCCUACUCCUCCCCCGCUUACGUUUCAGCGUACUCCCCAUACGCCUACUCUGCCUACUCUGGCCCAGUUGUAUCCUCUUACUCCGUAUACCCAAGGGCCCUCUCUGUCCACCCAUGGUAAUAUAUAAAAUAUCCGAUUUUAACCGAUAAUAUUUGAUCAACGAACAUGUACAAAGUUCACUGCCAAUAAAAUUUUUGAAUCCA
Messenger RNA from Colias croceus (clouded yellow), 740 nucleotides. It is a transcript of the gene CPH15, whose product is annotated as cuticle protein 21-like. Lineage: Eukaryota; Metazoa; Arthropoda; Insecta; Lepidoptera; Pieridae. The transcript has a single exon. The coding region runs from base 58 to 657 and encodes 199 amino acids. The record is from RefSeq and is a predicted model, not a curated record.